AUGCCAUCAGAUCUCUUGUGUUGUGAGGUUGUGUCGGGUAACCUUCGGGGAAGGUUAGGCCGCCAGAUCUCUUUUGUGUGUGAGGUUGUGUUGGGUAACCUUCGGGGAAGGAUAUGCCAACAGAUCUCUUUUCUGUGUAAGAUUGUGAUGGGUGACCUUCGGGGAAGGUUAUGCCGUCAGAUCUUGUUACAUGGCUAUGCCGCUAAACCUCGAGUGCAUACUAACAUGGUGGUGCGUGAGGCCCAUAUGUUGAGUAUGACUCCGAUGUGGAAAGAUCACGGACGGCUGAGCCGCCAGAUCUUUCGAGGUUCUUGUGGGUACUCUUCCGAGGCAAGGGAAGCUCUGCCGCAGAACCGGUGGUGUAGUCAAGCGCAUUCUCGCACGUCAGAGCCCAACCGGAUUGGCAGCGUGGAGGCUGUGCAUGAAGGGAGGAAGACUCGGAGGAUAACCUGUGCAAUAAAAGUAAAGAAAGCAGUGAAGUGUCAGCUCGACCAAGAGCUCGAGUCGAGUAGAGCAAAGUACCAGCUCGAUCGAGUUUAG
Microthlaspi erraticum is the source of this 540-nucleotide messenger RNA. The record is from the annotation of a GenBank genome assembly. NCBI's taxonomy places the organism in Eukaryota, Viridiplantae, Streptophyta, Magnoliopsida, Brassicales, Brassicaceae.